AUGAACACCGUGCGUCCUUCUCAAUCCAAGAGCCCAAAAAUCACGCCGUACACAGGUGAAGGCGAUCCAUUCCGGCACAUUGAUAACUUCAAAAAAGUCACUGCCAGUAGAGAAUUCGACGACGCCACCUUAUGCCACCUAUUCAGCGAAACCUUAGAUGGGGAUGCCAUGAAUUGGUUCUUUGAACAACCAGCGAACUCCAUGGAUUCCUUCGCGCAGUUAACCACAGCAUUUCUGAAUCGGUUUAUACUCAUGGCCGGGGCCGCCCACACAACUGACGGCCUAUUUCAAGUAAAACAAGAGAGCAGGGAAACAUUGGGCACCUUCGUCAUGCGAUGGCAGACGGCAGCAUCCAGAUGCCGGAACCUGAACAAAACGCUCGCCCUGGCUGCUUUUAAGGAAGGACUACGGUCAGAGAACUUCUUGUUCCACAUUAAUGUGGACCCUCGAAUGCGCGGCGCCACAUACGAUGACAUCAUGACUGAAGCAGUACGAUACGCUCAGGCAGAAUACGUCACAUACGGAGAGAAGCGAACCCCAGUACCAUCAGACAAAACUACUACGCCGCAGACAUCUGUACACACAGUCCCCCUCCAGCGCGAGCUCUUCCCAAACAUAGCAGACCAUAGCAAAGGCAGGAAGAGAGAGUGGCAUCAAGCCAAUCACCGUGAUGCGCGUAACAACGAUCGGCACAGGGGCCGGGACAGGAACAGAAGACUUGACCAGGAACGUCGCGACAACAGAGACCCCCGCCAAGUUAACGCGAUGGGACGCCGUAGUGACCACACACUGCCUAGGGAAGAGACCCUGGAGGACUUUUUUCACGCACAUCAGGACACGUUGAGGAAACCAGCAAGACCGCUACGCCCCCAAACCGAAGCGGAAACUGGUAAAUGGUGCAGAUUCCACGAAAAUGGAAGUCAUAACACGAACGAUUGCCGCACCCUCCGCAUAUUAAGAACCAAUGGCGACACGGGAAUUCGCCCGGCGCAACAGAGGGUACAACAGAAUGUGGUUGCCGCAGUCGAGACCCUACGCCGCAUCAACGUUAUAGAGGGAGGAGCCCCGAAGACCAACUUGUCCAACCGAGCAAAAAAGCGCCUCGACCGCAAUAAUCACCCAAGACAGGUGUAUGCCAUCACAGGAGGAAACGUUAAACGACAGAAAGAAGGAUGGAAACCGAUCACCUUCACUGAGGACGAGGAAAUUGGCAUCUCCUUACCCAAUGACGACGCUUUCCUCAUAGACGCAAUCCUGGGCGGACAAUGGGAUGUAGGGAAGAUGAUGAUCGACACGGGAUCUGCAGUCAACGUCCUAUUUAAGGGCUGCUACGAAAAAAUGGAGCGUAGCGGCAAGAAAUUGGUACAAGACCACGAACCGCUAGUCAGCUUCUCUGGUGACAUAACCCAACCCCUAGGUUCGGAUUAUAUGACGGUGUGUAUUGGGACUGCACCAUGCACAGUUUGCGUCGAAGCUGAAUUCAUCAUAGUCGAUGCCUACAGCUCAUACAACGGGAUCAUCGGCCGACCUACACUUAACCGGAUGAGAACCUUUAUCGCAGGACACAUGAUGAUCAUAAAAUUCCCAACUCCGCACGGAACAGGACAGGUCCGGGGUUCACAGUCCGUGGCAAAAGAUUGCCAGACACGUGCAAUUCGACAAACGCGCAACCGACACGAAAUCCUGGCAGUACACGCCACAGUAAACUUAACUGACAAAGUUGUCGACGCACGAGAUGACGAAACGUCGAAGGGAAAGAGCAAGCAGAAAGCUACGCCAUACGAGACAAAAAUCCCGGCAAACCCCGAAUCCUCAUUGAAAAGCAUUACGCCAUUCGCAAGUCAUCCGGAGCGCAGGAUCAAAAUCGGGGCAACUCUCAAUCCCACUGUUGAGAGAGAUUUAACAAGUUUCUUGGGCGACAACAUGGAAGUCUUCGCAUGGUCUUAUGAAGACAUGCCUGGCAUCUCGCCCGACAUCAUCAUGCAUGAAUUGCACAUCAAACCUUCCGCACACCCAAUUAAGCAAAAGCGCCGAAGCUUCGACGACGAAAAAAGCACGGCAAUACGCCAGGAAGUUGACAAAUUAAGAGGCAUGAAGUUCGUCCGGGAGGUACAGUACCCUGAGUGGAUCUCAAACUGUGUUAUGGUACGCAAAGCCAACGGUAAAUGGCGUAUGUGUGUGGAUUACAAGAACGUAAACAAAGCAUGCCCAAAAGACAGUUUCCCCCUACCCAGAAUUGACCAGCUCAUCGAUGCCACGGCAGGUCACGAGUUGCUCAGUAUGAUGGACGCCUACUCCGGGUACAAUCAGAUACGCAUGAACCCGGCGGAUCAAGAAGCUACGACCUUCGUCACUGAUAGGGGACUGUACUGCUACAACGUAAUGCCCUUCGGAUUAAAAAAUGCGGGUGCUACGUAUGUGCGGUGCGUCACACAAAUGUUUGACCAACACAUCGGUCGGGAAAUCGAGGUGUACGUCGAUGACAUGCUUGCCAAAAGCAUAAAAGCAGAAGACCAUGUAACCAACCUCCGAACCAUCUUCAAUGUGCUCAAAAAGUACAAGAUGAGAUUAAACCCGGAGAAAUGUUUUUUCGGCGUAACAACAAGCAAGUUCCUGGGCUACAUCGUCAGUCAACGCGGCAUAGAGGCGAAUCCCGAAAAGAUACAGGCCAUCCUAGAUAUGGCGCAGCCAACACUCAAGAAGGAUGUAGAAGCCCUCCAAGGCAGGCUCGUGGCAUUAUCUAGAUUCAUAUCAAGACUGACUGACAAGUGUGAGCCGUUCUUCAGAUUGUUGAGACGUUCUAAGAGUAAACUGAUCGAAUGGACACCAGACUGCCAAGUGGCCUUUCAGGGAUUAAAAGAUUACCUCGCCGCAGUACCAUUACUGUCAACCCCGCAGCCGGGUGAACCCCUGUACCUUUACCUCGCAGUAUCCACAACUGCGGUCAGCAGUGCCUUAGUUCGCCGUGAUGGAACUAAAGAACUACCAGUUUUUUACGCAGGACGAGCUAUGAACGGCCCAGAGACAAGAUACCCAACAUUGGAGCAAUUAGCCCUCGCGCUCAUCGUAGCAGCCAGACGACUGCGCCACUAUUUCCAAGCUCACAGCAUCCACGUACUCACAAAUCAACCUCUCAAACAAGUACUACAGAAUCCAGAACACUCCGGGCGACUCAGCAAAUGGGCUAUCGAGCUGACAGAAUUCGACAUCGAAUACAGGCCACGACCCGCCAUAAAAGGACAGGCUGUAGCCGAUUUCAUAGCAGAAAUGAUUCCCCGAGAUACGGCGGAAGUGGAACCAGAUAAUGUCAUCAACCCCGUCAGUAUUUCACCAUGGAAUUUGCACGUAGAUGGCUCUAGCUGCGCAAAAUCUAGCGGAGCGGGGAUCAUCUUGAGCGGACCGGGGGGACUCGAACUCGAGUAUGCUUUAAAAUUCAACUUUGCUGCCUCCAACAAUGUAGCGGAGUACGAAGCACUGAUUGCAGGACUACAAUUAGCCCUAAGCACGGGCGCCACUAGCAUUAAUGUGUUCAGUGAUUCUCAGCUCGUAGUCAAUCAAAUCACCGGGUCCUUCACUGCUAAGGAUGAGCAACUAGCAGCCUACCUGGCGUAUGCCACAACAUUAUUAAAGCGGUUCGAAUUCUACCACAUCAAUCAAAUACCGAGGGCCAACAACGCAAGAGCGGACUCCUUAGCACGACUCGCCACGGCGCAACCCCACCAAUGCCACAAGGAUACCAGGGUCGAAAUUCUCCACCAUCCCUCCAUUCACCAGACCUUGCAACAGAUAUGCCAGAUAGAGCGCGACCAAGCCUCAUGGAUGGAUGAGAUAGUAGCAUUCAAGUGCAACGGCAAACUACCAGAGGACGAGACCAUGGCAAAACAACUAAGGAGACGGGCGGUAAGAUAUUACCUGCGGAACAACACACUCUAUCGCCAAGCCGCGCAUUGGCCGCAAAAACACUCCGCACAGGAUAUUAUUGGCCCACAUUAG
Argentina anserina (silverweed cinquefoil) is the source of this 3993-nucleotide messenger RNA. RefSeq lists its product as uncharacterized. Bases 1 to 3993 code for a protein of 1330 amino acids. The transcript has 2 exons. Gene Ontology annotation, molecular function: nucleic acid binding; RNA-DNA hybrid ribonuclease activity. Lineage: Eukaryota; Viridiplantae; Streptophyta; Magnoliopsida; Rosales; Rosaceae. The record is from RefSeq and is a predicted model, not a curated record.